CUGUCCAGAAACUUAGUGGCACAGUACGGAUAACAAAUGUGAAAUACUCUCCAGGCUUUAGCAAUACAAGCGGUGAGGAAUACCAAACCUUUGCACAGCUCUUUGUUGAUGAAGUACAUAAAUCUCUGCCCCCUGAGGUUCUUCAGCAGGUGGAUGCUGGUCUGAUUAAAGUGCUGAUAACGGGUAUUACUAAUGGGAGCACAGUGGUAAGUUUCAAUUUACUGAUUGCAGAAGAUGUGGAUAUCUACUACAUCAUCACCACUUUUCGUGAUGCCUUUGAACACAGCUCCUAUUUCACAGUUGACAAGAGCAAUCUCUCCAUAAACGAUUAUGAUGAGUGCAAAAGCGAAGAAGAUGACUGCUCCCCAGAUGCAUUGUGCCAUAACACACUUGGGUUUUACCAGUGCAGCUGCAAUGAAGGAUUUGCUGAUGUGCAUCCAGAAAGGCCUGGAAGAAGCUGUGAAGCAUUUCCUAUCAGCCAAGAGGCAACACUGACGGAUAAGAAACCUGAACACAACACAGUUUUACCUGCAGCUUCUUUGCAAACUUCAACUCAUGUUUCCUCCCCUGCUUCAUUGGACUCCUCUACUGCUGAGCACAAAGCUCUGGAGGACACCACAUUCUCCAGCGUGGUGCUGCCUCCUCUCAUCACGGAUCCCGUGUCAACUCCUGAUGUUUCUUCUCAAGCAUCUCCUGUUCCCCUUGUUAAACCUGCCCAGGCGGUUUCCAUUAAAGAUGCGGUGAGAGUGUUCUGUGAAAUCGAGAAGAUCGUCCUUACUGUCCAGAAGAGAUUUUUACAGCAGGAGUCUAUCCCAGAAACCUCCCUGUACCUGGGGGAGCCACGCUGCAACGUGAGCACCAGCAAUGGCACUCACGUUGUGCUGCAGGCGGGCUGGAGUGACUGUGGCACUGAAGUUGAGACUAACAUGACUAAUACCAUAGUGAAAACCAUCCUUCGGAAUGAUGUUUCUGUUCAGGGAGUAAUCCACCAUUUAAAAGUUGCCAGUCCCAUUCACUGUGUGUUUCAAAACAAUCUCUUGGCUUCCUCUGGAUACACUGCAGAAGGACUUUACACCAUCUUUGAGGAUUUGCAUGGAUCUGGACACUUCAGAACAGAAAUGCAGUUGUUUAUUGGAAACUCCCCAAUACCAAAAAAUUUCAGUGUCUCUGCCAGUGAUGAUGUACUGAUUGAAGUGGGGAUCCAGAGAGCAGACAGCGAGCUCAAGGUGGUCCUCACUGACUGCUGGGCAACUCCAACUAAUAAUUCAAUGGAUCCCCUCUCAUUUGCUUUUAUCAGCAACAGCUGUCCCAUCCCAAAUACGUACACCACACUGCUCGAGAAUGGGAAUUCAAGCAAAGCGCAGUUUAAGAUGAAAAUUUUUUUCUUUGUCAACAAUUCUGUGGUUUACCUACACUGCAAAAUACGUAUUUGUAUGGAGAUACCAGGAAGCACCUGCAGGACGAGAUGCCAUGCGGUUCGAUCCCUGAAGACUGGUGAAACCAUCGCUACGUACAGAACAUCCUGGGGACCCCUAUGUAAAUCGGCUGCAUCUGAUUUGAAGAGAGAGAAGGAGGCUGGGAUGGGAGUUGGAUACAUCAUCCUCAUUGCCUUUGCUGUCUUUGGUUUUGUGCUGGGAGUUGUGAGCCUUCUCAUUUUCCAGUACCAGCGAAAGGCGGGAAGAUACAACUUCAGAAUCAAGUCUGACAACUUCAGCUACCAAGUGUUCUACAAUUAG
Messenger RNA from Pelecanus crispus (Dalmatian pelican), 1736 nucleotides. NCBI's taxonomy places the organism in Eukaryota, Metazoa, Chordata, Aves, Pelecaniformes, Pelecanidae. The record is from RefSeq and is a predicted model, not a curated record.